CGGGCCGGAGCGGGUCCGUGCGCGGCUGGAGGACGGAGCCGUGCGCCGUCGCCGCGCGCCACCAGCCGCACCCGCUACCGAAGGCCGAGCGGUAGCCGUUAGCGCCGCGCCGCGCCGCCUCCCGCGCCCCGCCCCGGAGCAGCCCCCGGGCCCGCCCGCCCGCGUCCAGAUUUUUGAAAAAUACAAUGUCUAAUGGUUAUGAAGACCACAUGGCCGAAGACUGCAGGGGUGACAUCGGGAGAACAAAUUUGAUCGUCAACUACCUCCCUCAGAACAUGACCCAGGAUGAGUUGCGCAGCCUGUUCAGCAGCAUUGGCGAAGUGGAAUCUGCAAAACUCAUUCGGGAUAAAGUAGCAGGACACAGCUUGGGCUAUGGCUUUGUGAACUACGUGACCGCAAAGGAUGCAGAGAGAGCAAUCAACACGCUGAACGGCUUGAGGCUCCAGUCAAAAACCAUUAAGGUGUCGUAUGCUCGCCCGAGCUCAGAGGUCAUCAAAGAUGCCAACUUGUACAUCAGCGGGCUCCCUCGGACCAUGACCCAGAAGGACGUAGAGGACAUGUUCUCUCGGUUUGGGCGGAUCAUCAACUCACGAGUCCUCGUGGAUCAGACCACAGGUUUGUCCAGAGGGGUUGCGUUUAUCCGGUUUGACAAACGGUCGGAGGCAGAAGAGGCAAUUACCAGUUUCAAUGGUCAUAAACCCCCAGGUUCCUCUGAGCCCAUCACAGUGAAGUUUGCAGCCAACCCCAACCAGAACAAAAACGUGGCACUCCUCUCGCAGCUGUACCACUCGCCAGCGCGACGGUUUGGAGGCCCCGUUCACCACCAGGCGCAGAGAUUCAGGUUCUCCCCCAUGGGCGUCGAUCACAUGAGCGGGCUCUCUGGCGUCAACGUGCCCGGAAACGCCUCCUCCGGCUGGUGCAUUUUCAUCUACAACCUGGGGCAGGACGCCGACGAGGGGAUCCUCUGGCAGAUGUUUGGGCCCUUUGGCGCCGUCACCAAUGUGAAAGUGAUCCGCGACUUCAACACCAACAAGUGCAAAGGGUUUGGCUUUGUGACCAUGACAAACUAUGAAGAAGCUGCGAUGGCCAUAGCCAGCCUGAACGGCUACCGCCUGGGGGACAAGAUCUUACAGGUUUCCUUCAAAACCAACAAGUCCCACAAAUAACUCGCUCAUGCUUUUUUUUUGUACGGAAUAGAUAAUUAAGAGUGAAGGAGUUGAAACUUUUCUUGUUAGUGUACAACUCAUUUUGCGCCAAUUUUCACAAGUGUUUGUCUUUGUCUGAAUGAGAAGUGAGAAGGUUUUUAUACUCUGGGAUGCAACCGACAUGUUCAAAUGUUUGAAAUCCCACAAUGUUAGACCAAUCUUAAGUUUCGUAAGUUAUUUCCUUUAAGAUAUAUAUUAAACAGAAAUCUAAGUAGAACUGCAUUGACUAACCAGUCCCUCUGGAUGGUGGUGAACCUGAAGCAUGCUUUAACCUCUAAGACUGUCUAACACGCGUUUCAUUCAAUGUCUCCACAGACUGGGUAGCAAAAAAAAUCACCUUUUAGUUUUAGUUUUUAAUCUAAACAUGUUAGACAGAUGCUGAGUGUGCGUUUUCUCAACCGCUUCAACAUUGUAAGCGAUGUAUGCUUUGGUUGACAGGAAGUUCCUUUUCCAGGCAGGUCCCAUUGCCACCUCCUGCUCACUCAGUCCCGGGCUCUGCCAAGUGGUCCUGGGAAUGGCGGUGGGCCCGUCCAGCGUGGGCCACCACUGGGGCCGGGGGCCGCAUGCCGGGCGGGCCCUCCAGAGAAGGACACAAAUGUGUUUCGUAAGCCCAGGCACCAAUGGGAAUGGACCAAAGAGUUUCAGGGAAACUCCAGUAUAUUCCAGAGUUAGAUCUAAGCUCCAGGCACGCCUGAAGAUGUGUUGCUACUCUGACGCCCCGAGUUUCUGUCCACACAUUGCAUGCACAGCGCCCCACACAUUGGAUACUGUUGUUCCACGAUAAUUUCUCCCGUUUUCCAGAGCAUUUAACAUAGCUUGGAGGCGUAAGAUGGCUCUGUUUUUUAAUAACACAGAAACAUUUGAGCAUUGUAUUUCUCGCAUCCCUUCUCGUGAGCGCUUAGACCUUUUUCUAUUUUAGUCGCAUUUUGUUUUGGAAUUUUGCUUUUGUAUGAACACUCAGCAGAAAAGUACUUACUUCUUGCCAGUUAUCUAUUAACCAAAACCUUUGAUUUGUAGUUUUAAAGAUUAACCCUCAAAGUUCUCUUCAUAACUGCCUUGACAUUUUGGGUUGUUCUGUUCUGUUAAUUUUCUUUUGCUUUUUUGUGUUUUUUGUUUGUUUUUACUUUUGCAUUUAAGACCAUUAAAUUUGAUUUUGUUUUGCUCGAAUUUUGUUUUGUUUUUUAUUUUACCUUUUCUUUCUUUUUGGCUAGGGAAGGUGCAGGCGGCCCAGCAUUCAGGGAGGAGUCGUAAGAUCUUAAGAAACCAAUACUUGCCUCAAGCAAAAGCAUUUCUGAAUAUGUGACGCAGGAAUGUGCAGUUACAGGCUGGUGGCUUUUAAACUGGGAGCCCGAAGGAAGGGUGAAAGAGAAAGCCUGUGAAAUAGGCAGGGCCAGAUCGCCCAAAACUCCUCAGGACUGGGAUCUGGCAUUUAUAAAUAACUAGUAUACAGAGAGAAUCACAAACAGGAUAACUUAGUACCAGCAGUUUUUAACCUUGACGUGAGACUAAAACGUGACCGUAGGCUGUUUUUUAGUUAUUGCUCUCAUGAGAUGACGGCUGUAUUUAUCUGUUUAUUUAUACCGAUCUAUUUAUUUAUUUAUUUAUUGAAGUGGGAAAUGGAGCAAUAGGCAGGCACCACUGUCCCCAGAGCAGGUCAGCGUCUCUAGAGGCCCCUGGACAACUGAGGAUGCCCAUCCCCUCCCCUUUCCCUGAUCUUUUACCAAGGGGCUGUGUGCGCGAUCCUUGCAAAUUGAUGAUGUUGCCAUCUGUACCCAGGCCACGUCUCAUAAAAGUCGGCCUGGUGCCAGAGAGAGGACCUCCUUUCUCCCACAGAAUCCCAGAUCCUCAGGAAAAGCCAAAACCGAGGCCCGUUUGCCCAGAUUCGACACAAAAGAGGGUCCCUGCUCUGUUGCCGGAGAGCAGUCUCCACCCUGGGACCAGAAUGUUUUCCUGGAAAAAGAAGCCUUUCAGGUUUCCCCAGGCCAGCAUCUUCAGAUGGAAGGUGGGAGCCAGCAUCUUCUGAUGGAAGGUGGGAGCCAGCAUCUUCUGAUGGAAGGCUGGAUUCCCGCUUCUGAAACUCCCCUUGGAGUCUCACUGCCAUACAUGCCCGUAGCUAGCAUUCAACAGAGAACUCUGUCUUAAGCUUCAACUGUGAAAAUGAUGACGGGCUUGUAGCCAGCACCUCGGCUUCUUUCCUCGCCCCUUUUUAUCUGAAUCCUAUCAGUUGUUCUGAUACUGGGACAGGUGAGAAGAAACUGUGAAGUGUAUGAGCCUUUGAGAGUUCCCUGAAGUUUCUCAGUUCAGGAACAUUCUCAUUGUACGUGGUCUCCACUGUUUGAACAGCCUUCUAGCUAAAAAAAUUCCAAUGCCUUUAUUUGGGAGUCUUAACUUGCAAGCUUGUGGAAGGAUUUAGCUUUUGAACUGUCACUCCUGAAAAGCAAUCUCCGUUCCCAUCAAGGUUCUAGUUGCCGGCCCUGUGCCCUCAAAGUUCAUUACAUCUUGCCAAGGCCUGUUUGCAAAGGGGAGAUCCCUUUUCUUUAAAAAGGCACAACUCAAAAGAAACCAUUUCUUUAAAAAUUUUACGUAGAUGAGUCGUAUUUAUAGUUAACAAAAAUGAGUGCUCUCCUUUUAUUUGGGAAUUUCGAUGAAAAAGUGUUCAGAGUAGAUAAUGUUCAUUUAUCAAAAAUCUGGUUUGGGAAAUACCAAAGAGGCUUUGAUUGAAUUCCCUUUUGACCUGUGUGUAACUUCCUCUGGUAGUUAGACCCCAGGCAACUCCGAAUUUGUGAACCUGCUUCCUGAUGAAUUCUCCCUUGUUCCCCCUUGGCUUUGCCAUUAUUUCGUUUUCAGUGUGAUUUGCCAAGCCACAGUUUUCUGUGCUGGCUGUGCCUCUAGUCACAGCUCUGUGACUGAUUCCCUCCCGGGUGCUGAGUCCUCUCCUUGGCCACUAUCCUGCGUGAAUAUCCUGAAAUUCAUGGACUUCCUCAGGGGCCUGCCCGCAGGUGGUGCUGGGUGGGUUCCACCACCUUCUCCUGGAAGGUGAACCUUUUCCUGGCCAAGGGCAGCUGCCUUAACCUCUGAGAGUCUGCGCUUGGCCUUAGUCCUGGAGACCCAGUCUCCAGGGACUGAAUCGUGCUGCUGUCGGGAGCCAAGGCCGGCCCUUUGGAGCUGGCAGCCCAGCGGUCCCUGCUGGAUCAGAGAAAUAGAAGCACCCGAAGACGGUUAGUGGCAAUUCCUUGACCAGUUUGCUUCCAAACGAAGGCCAUUUGUCCACCAGGCAUUGAAAAGACAUGACUUAACCAGUCCGGCAUCGGACUUGAAAAUCGAAAUUGACAUCACUCAGCUGUUACAUUUCACAUCCCAUUCAGCCCGGUUUUAUUUCCAUGUGCUUUUCGCAGCCUUCCUGUGUUGGAUGAAAGAGAAUAAGAAUUCAGCUGACAGGAGGCCUCUAUCGUCUGUCCCUCCACCCCUCCCUCCACCUCAAUCCCCUCCCAUCUUCCCCAGACCUACCUCACCUACUAGGACCUGAGGCAGCUCCUUAGCAGAGACCCCUGGGGUUCAGCAGACUCUGGGGGUCAGGGAGUCCUGUCCCCAAACUUCCCAAGACAGCCCUGAAGUCACAAGUGCUUUUUUUUUGAGUGGCAUUGGCAAUUGGCAUGUAACGAUGGCAGUAGAAUCUGAAUCUCGGAUCCCAGGCAGGGUUCACGUUUCCAAACCUUUUGAUUUCCCCUGACUUCUAAUGGCCGGAUCCUAUUUUUCUACCUUUCAGUGACAUCAUUCAGGUUUUUUUCUUGGCCAUUUAAAAAAAAGCUUUUUUUUUUUUUUUUUUCUCGCUUGUAAGUCACCGCCAGUACGUAAGUUUGGCUAACGGAGACUUUGACAGGACUGGAUUUUUCUUCCACUAGAAGAGAAGGCUUUUCCGUUGGUUUGGGGCCACCUCUUUGACCAUGACCAUGUGAUGUUCCGUUUACAGUGACUUGCUUUGGGGGAGGGGAGGCUCUCUUAACCGAUUCCCAUGUUGUACAGUAGAUGGUUAGACCUUUUGUAUAUUAGUGUGUUUUAAGUUAUUGAUUUGUUUUAUAUAAAAUAAUUUAUUUUUCAGGUGCCAUUUUUCAUUUUAACUUUGUUUUUACAUGGGUUUGUUUUCAAUAAAGUCUGACACUGGUGUCCAAAAGUCAA
Molecule: messenger RNA, 5381 nt
Organism: Cercocebus atys (sooty mangabey)
Lineage: Eukaryota; Metazoa; Chordata; Mammalia; Primates; Cercopithecidae
Gene: ELAVL1
Product: ELAV like RNA binding protein 1
Exons: 6
Coding region: 186-1166 (326 amino acids)
Cellular component (GO): ribonucleoprotein complex
Molecular function (GO): RNA binding
Source: RefSeq, a predicted model, not a curated record